This is a messenger RNA of Colletotrichum gloeosporioides, 1728 nucleotides long. RefSeq names its product Succinate--hydroxymethylglutarate CoA-transferase. Gene Ontology annotation, molecular function: catalytic activity. The record is from RefSeq and is a predicted model, not a curated record. The transcript has 6 exons. Bases 1 to 1728 code for a protein of 575 amino acids. NCBI's taxonomy places the organism in Eukaryota, Fungi, Ascomycota, Sordariomycetes, Glomerellales, Glomerellaceae.
AUGGGCUCCCUCGCAGACUACUCGGUGCCACAAGAGGCCAAGGCAGCCUUCAUCGCUGGAAUCUUGGAAAACCCGCUCAUGAAGGACAUUCCGAGCGAUCUCAAAUCUCUCGGGCAUCAUGUCAAAUUCGAGGGCACCAGCAGGCCCAGUAUCCCCGUCAAUUGGAAAUUCGCGGAAAGCAUUGCUGCAUUGAAGGCGUAUGAGGCGACACUGGUCAAUCGGUUGAUUAUGAAAAAGUACAAUGCUCAACCAGCAGAAGUCACUAUCGACACCGAUCAUGCAGCAUUAUUCUUCUUCUCGCCCCUGAUUGCCUCUUUGAUCGGAGACGACGGCAAAAAGACCCCGAUGGCGGUCGCGGGUUUCUUGCCCGAGGUGAUGAAGAUGUUCCCCAAUACAGAUCUCCAUAGAUGCUCUGCGAGCCUUCAUAGACAACUUGCGACCAACAUCUACAAGACUAAGGACGGAAAAUGCUACCAGAUGCACUCUGGCAUUAACCCCGACCCAAUCCUCAAGACCCUCGGCAUGCCAGCCGACGGCGAGCCGAUCGACACGUACGACGCUGUGGUCGAGCGCUUUGCGAAGGUCGUUGCGCAGUACAAUUGGAAGGAACUCGACGAGCUCCUUAACGAGAAGAAUAAGCAUGAGGGGUCCAUUGCGUGGUCAUCUCAGGAGUACUUUGCCAGCGAGCAAGGCAAAGCGGUCGCACAUGUUGGGCUCUACGAGAUCGUCAACGGGAACAACACGUCUCACACGGGAACGUGGUGGCCUGAGAAUUACAAUCUUCCCUCAUCACCGAAGAGGCCUCUCGCAGGCCUCAAGGUCGUCGACUUAUCCCGCAUCAUCGCAGGGCCCGCAGUCUCCCGCGGCCUCGCUGAGCUCGGGGCUAGUGUGAUGCGCGUUACGUCCCCCUGCGUUACCGACAUGUCCGUCCUCCACCAGGAUCUCAACUGGGGCAAGUGGAACUGCCACUUGGAUCUCAAUAGUGUGGCGGACAAGGAGAAGCUGAGGGCCCUCAUUCGAGAUGCAGACGUAGUCGUUGACGGCUACCGCCCCGGUGUGAUGCAAAAGCACGGUUUCGGUCGAGAGGACAUCUUCGACAUGGUUAAGGACCGCACUCGGGGAAUCAUCCAUCUCCGCGAGAACUGCUACGGGUGGCACGGUCCUUGGAAGAGUCGUGGUGGGUGGCAACAAGUUAGCGACGCGUGCUGCGGCGUUUCUUCUGCUUAUGGUCGGGCUAUGGGCCAUGAUGAGGCUGUGGUGCCAGCUUUCCCCGUGGCUGACUACGGUGCUAGCAUUUGUGGCAGUGUUGGUGUUCUGGACGCCUUGAUGAGACGGGCGGAGAGGGGAGGAAGCUAUGGCGUUGAUGUUGCGUUGAACUAUUACACUCAGUGGCUUAUCCGCUCUUGCGGUGAGUAUCCGGAGCCAGUAUGGAAGGAGCUGUGGAAGCGCCAUGGUUCACCAGUAUACAGGCAUUAUCAUGCUAUGCCGUAUACGGUGCCAGCCGUGGGGAAGCUUCUUUACCAACAUGAUAUGGACACCCUCUUCCAAGAACAUUUCUUAGAGCCGCGGAGGUCGAAUGCUGUUGACGGAACUUUCAUGGUGGUCAAGCCUGUUGCCCAGUACGCCGACAAAGCUGUCGACUUGAAAUUCAACGUUGGCACGAGAGGCAACGGUGUUGAUCAGCCAAUCUGGCCUGCUGAUCUCUCUGUCGAAGUUGUCAAGAAUUAG